This is a messenger RNA of Glycine soja, 1707 nucleotides long. RefSeq names its product cytochrome P450 71A1-like. Bases 21 to 1580 code for a protein of 519 amino acids. Gene Ontology annotation, molecular function: monooxygenase activity; oxidoreductase activity, acting on paired donors, with incorporation or reduction of molecular oxygen; iron ion binding. NCBI's taxonomy places the organism in Eukaryota, Viridiplantae, Streptophyta, Magnoliopsida, Fabales, Fabaceae. The transcript is spliced from 2 exons. The record is from RefSeq and is a predicted model, not a curated record.
GUGGUAUUGUUAAUUGUAUAAUGGGUAUCCUUGUUCUUCUUUCUCUAUUGUCUAUAGUCAUCUCCAUUGUUCUCUUCAUUACCCACACACACAAAAGAAACAACACUCCAAGAGGACCACCAGGUCCUCCACCUCUUCCUCUCAUCGGCAACCUUCACCAACUCCACAACUCAUCCCCACAUCUCUGCCUAUGGCAACUCGCCAAACUCCACGGUCCUCUCAUGUCGUUUCGCCUCGGCGCCGUGCAAACCGUCGUGGUUUCAUCGGCCAGAAUCGCCGAACAAAUCUUGAAAACCCACGACCUCAACUUCGCUUCCAGGCCUCUCUUCGUGGGCCCGAGAAAGCUCUCUUACGACGGGUUGGACAUGGGCUUCGCACCGUACGGCCCGUACUGGAGAGAAAUGAAGAAACUCUGCAUCGUUCACCUCUUCAGCGCGCAACGCGUUCGGUCCUUUCGACCAAUUCGAGAGAACGAGGUUGCAAAAAUGGUUCGGAAACUGUCGGAACACGAAGCUUCGGGUACUGUCGUGAACUUGACCGAAACUUUGAUGUCUUUCACGAACUCUUUGAUAUGCAGAAUCGCGUUGGGGAAAAGUUACGGUUGUGAGUACGAGGAAGUAGUUGUUGAUGAGGUACUGGGAAACCGGAGGAGCAGGUUGCAGGUUCUGCUCAACGAGGCUCAAGCGUUGCUUUCGGAGUUUUUCUUUUCGGAUUAUUUUCCGCCUAUAGGAAAGUGGGUUGAUAGAGUGACGGGAAUUCUAUCGCGGCUUGAUAAAACGUUCAAGGAGUUGGACGCGUGCUACGAACGAUUCAUCUAUGAUCACAUGGAUUCGGCAAAGAGUGGUAAAAAAGAUAAUGACAACAAAGAAGUCAAAGAUAUUAUUGAUAUUCUUCUCCAGCUACUUGAUGAUCGUUCCUUCACCUUUGAUCUCACUCUCGACCACAUAAAAGCCGUGCUCAUGAACAUCUUUAUAGCAGGAACAGACCCGAGUUCCGCGACAAUAGUUUGGGCAAUGAAUGCACUGUUGAAGAAUCCCAAUGUGAUGAGCAAGGUUCAAGGAGAAGUGAGAAAUCUAUUCGGUGACAAAGAUUUCAUAAACGAAGAUGAUGUCGAAAGCCUUCCUUAUCUCAAAGCAGUGGUGAAGGAGACAUUAAGAUUAUUCCCACCUUCACCACUACUUUUGCCAAGGGUAACAAUGGAAACAUGCAACAUAGAAGGGUACGAAAUUCAAGCCAAAACUAUAGUGCAUGUUAAUGCAUGGGCCAUAGCAAGGGACCCUGAGAAUUGGGAAGAGCCUGAGAAAUUUUUCCCCGAAAGGUUCCUUGAGAGUUCGAUGGAGUUAAAGGGGAAUGAUGAGUUUAAGGUGAUCCCGUUUGGUUCUGGAAGGAGAAUGUGUCCUGCGAAGCACAUGGGAAUUAUGAAUGUUGAGCUUUCUCUUGCUAAUCUCAUUCACACGUUUGAUUGGGAAGUGGCUAAAGGGUUCGACAAGGAAGAAAUGUUGGACACGCAAAUGAAACCAGGAAUAACGAUGCACAAGAAAAGUGAUCUUUACCUAGUGGCAAAGAAACCGACAACGUAGCACACGUUGGUACAUUCACUAUAACACACAAGAAAGUUGAUAAUGACUUGUGUAUGCAACUAUGCUCUAUGCACUAUGCACUAUGUUUAUUGACCAUUAAUUACUGGUUCUAUUAUUUGCGUCUCCA